AUGACUCUCUCCCUCUGGUUCACCCCUCCUUCGAAUGAUCCGAUCACCUCUCAGCUCCGCUCGCUGAUCACCACCCUCGCUUCCAACUGCCCACACAUCUUCCCCAACUCACCAGUCUUCCCACCUCAUGUCACCGUCGUCUCAGGAAUCCCCAAAAGCGCAGAUCCAGAGGAGGUGAUGGACAAAAUCAUGGUCGAGUUGAGAAGACGGAUGGAUGUGGGGCCGCUGGGGGUUGAGUGGGAGCAAGCAGAGACGGGAAAGACUUAUUACACGCGGUUGUAUUACCCGUGCAAGGCGUCGCUUGGUUUACUUGGAAUUGCGGAGUAUUGCCGUCAUGCGUUUGUUCCGGAUCAAUCGGAGGAGGAUGCGGAGAAGUGGGUGAAGGAGACGUACUACCCUCAUCUUUCUCUAGCGUACGCUGAGCCAGAGACUGGUGAUAACAAGGAAGCAUUUGAGCAAGUCAAGGGAACUGAGGAGGAAAUCGGUGUGGGAAAGGGUUGGGUCGGUGGGAAGAUCGUCUUAGUGGACACAAGUGGAAAGUGUGAAAACUGGAAGGUCUUGGGAGAGCGGAGGGUAUGGUAG
This is a messenger RNA of Saitoella complicata NRRL Y-17804, 582 nucleotides long. Its product is annotated as 2, 3 cyclic phosphodiesterase. Gene Ontology annotation, molecular function: 2',3'-cyclic-nucleotide 3'-phosphodiesterase activity. The record is from RefSeq and is a predicted model, not a curated record. The transcript is spliced from 2 exons. NCBI's taxonomy places the organism in Eukaryota, Fungi, Ascomycota, Saitoellomycetes, Saitoellales, Saitoellaceae. The coding region runs from base 1 to 582 and encodes 193 amino acids. Gene Ontology annotation, biological process: cyclic nucleotide metabolic process.